This is a messenger RNA of Ostertagia ostertagi, 771 nucleotides long. Lineage: Eukaryota; Metazoa; Nematoda; Chromadorea; Rhabditida; Trichostrongylidae. The record is from the annotation of a GenBank genome assembly.
AUGUCUAUUCUCGGUGCUAGUAAGGCCAAGCUUAACCAAGCAAUUACCAAAUUGGGAAACCGUAAAAGUCGGUUAGAUUUUCAAAGUAGUGGGUCACUGCAGGCGCUUGAGCUACGUCGAGCUACAAUACAAUCCUAUUUAACGCAAGUUCGCGCAGCGCAGCGCACGCUUACGGAGAAACGCCAAGCGUUUUUAGACGUGGUAAAAAAUUUAGCUAGUGAGGGCGAGAACAGCGACGCCCAAGAAAUUUCUGCUCAGGAAUCUCGCGUAGAUGGCGCUAUUGCGACAGCUGAAUCAAUAAUAUCGUCACUUAGCGUACGUUUAAAUGAAGUUAACACGCUUAUUGACACCAAUCAGCUCAAAUACGACACAAACUCGCACCCGUACGCAAUCAAGAAGAUCAACGGGAACACUCGCCAACGCCAUCUUCUGCGAGUGACACCACUCGUUCGUAUGCACUGCCGCAGCGCACAGUCGACGCGCCCAGUUUGUCGCCGCACUACAUGCAAUACCAACCCCGUAGUACAACCGCAACCCCUGCAGCCAACAUCCUCAGCGCAGCCUGCAAUACAACAUGGCAAGCUCACGCUCGAGCCGUUCACAGGCGAGGCCCAGGUAGUACUCCAGGACCUUGACCCCGACGAGUGCAAUUAUCUUGAGUUGGUGAAGGCUUUGAAGAGCCGUUACGAUCGUCCAUAUAAGACCCGUGCAACUCUUCAUAAGCAACUUCAGCAACUGCCCGCAGCUCGUAACAACGGUCAAGACCUGCGU